GACUAUUGUGAAUCUAGUGCCUGUAUCUAGUCGUCUUUGAACUGAGUUACCUACUCCAUCAUCAGCUUUUCUGGUUACCGUGUUACCUUCCAGACUGUUGUUAUCUAUCAAGAAUUAAUGUUUGAAUCGAAGAAGUGGUGUAUUUCUUUUCUGCUAUUCACAUUUUAUUCUGCAAUAUACUGUCAGUCAACUAUCUUUGAUCCAGAAACUGGGAAGUAUUAUCCAAUAUCUGAUACAUCCCGUAUAGAAGAUAUACCAUUCUUGUUACCAGAUCCUGAUCCUAAAGAAUUUCCUCCAGAAUUUCUUGAAUCAUUGCUCAAACAUUGUGAUGAUCCUAUGCCAGGUUACAUAGAAAUGCUUUCAAAGGCAUGGAUUGCUUUCAAAGAACUAGGUCUUGAUUGGUCACGUUGUCCAUCAUUGUAUGUCUUCGCGCGUCGUAUCCUCAUAGCUAUACAUCCUAUGCAAAUAAUGCAUGCAGUGUUAGUGGGUGCUUUACUUACCAUUCUACGAAUUUUUAUUAAGCGGAGAUUUCACACGACAAUUAUUCACUAUGUAGGUGUGACCCCAGAAACAUCUAAUAAACUGAUAGAAUCCAGUUGGAAAGCUUUUUGGUUCCUGUCAAUGUGGCUUUUUAGCCUAAAAGUUGUAUUACUAAGUGGUAAAACAGACUUCCAAUAUCCUUUACGAGCUCUUCGUGGAGUUAAAUUUGAAGUUGGAUACUUCGACAUCCCAACUCCACCAGAUUAUUACUAUCUGUAUACAUUACAAUUGGGCUUUUAUCUACAUUCAUUUUGGAGUGUAUUUUUCAUGGAUGCAUGGCGUAAAGAUUCAAAUGUCUUAGUUGUUCAUCACAUUCUAGCUCUCUUACUUCUAGAAUGUUCUCUGGUUUUAAGACUUCAUCGUGUUGGUGUUCUGGUACUCUUUCUGCAUGAUUUAUGCGAUGUCUUCUUAGAAUUGGCUAAAGUAAAUAUUUAUCUACGUAUUCGACACGGUAAAUCUCAUCCAAUUCAUAUGACUAUUGCCAAUAUCUUUUUUGUAUUAUUCUCUACUUCAUGGGUUGUUUUACGAUUGUAUUGGUAUCCCUUGAAAGUAUUAUACGCUACUUCUUGGGGUGCUUAUAUUGCCUUAGUUGGACGAGAAAGUCGAGGUUUCCUCUUCUUUAAUUCCAUGCUAUGGGGAUUAUUUCUAAUGCAUAUAUAUUGGUUUACGUUCAUUUUACGUAUGGCUGUUCGACUAUUGACCAGUCCUUUGGAAGCAUGCGAUGAUGUACGCGAAGAUGAUGGUGUCUCUAGUGAUAAUAAUAAUAAUAAUAAUAGUAAUAAGAAGUCAGAUGAUGUUGAUAGUAAUAAUCUUAGUAAUCAUAAAACCGAAAAUUCACUGAAUACUCCCACCACAACAGUCAACAAUACUUCAACAACAACAACUGCAACUAAUAACACAAAUUCAUCUUCCUAUAUGAAAUCAACAAAACUGAUUGAUGGUAAUGAGUGUGGCAAUAAUAUUAAUGACAAUAGCAAUAAUAAUAGUAAGCCAUUGACCAAUGGAAGUGCAUGUGUAUCAAAGAGGUUCAAUUAGCGCAUAUACAAAGAGUGAGGUUAUAUUUGUAUACAUUCCCUUGUCUAUAUAAAUAUCUGUCUAUAAAUAUAUAUACACACAUAUACACAUAGUAUAUUGUUAUUAUUAUUAUUGUUAUUUUAAUAUUACGGAAUUACGUAACCCCUGAUACAAGCUAUCUAGAUUAGUUUGUUUUUAUUUUCUCUUAUUUUUCCCCUCCUAUUAUUACUAUUAUUAUUAUUAUUAUCCAGAAGGUCUAAACUUGACUUGAAUUUAUUUUCUUUCUAAUUUCCUUGUCUUUGUGUGUGUGUGUGUGUGUAAACACUACCUUUGACAUUUCCUGUGAUCUGUUCAUACACAAACACAUGCACAAGCACACAUACUCAACACCCAUGGGUUAGUGAGUCCUGUUUUUGUGUGUGUGUGUGUGUGCGCGCACUUGACCGCUUCUGGUGUUUCAUUCCAAUGUUAUCUGGAUCCUCUCUUCAACCCCCGCCCCCCAUUCCUUCUGACCUUAUCAAAACACAAUGAAGUUGUGCAAAAUCAUAUUUUCAGGGUACAUACAGUAAUGUGAAGAUGCGUACUCAGUAACAUUAUUACUAUUAUCACUAUUAUUUUUCCAUUAUUUGUAAUUUGGUUGGUUUAUCCUACCAAGAAGCACACGUCUGUGAUUUCUACUUCUAAUACAUCUGUUCCCCCACUCCACCCCGCCCCACGCAUUGCUGCAUAAUUUGGUAACUGGGCUGGGUGGGUGGGUGUUGAUGGAUGGAUGGGCAUAUGUGUAUGUAUAUGUGACUCUGUUUGUUUAUUAUGACAUAUCUCAUUAUCCUUUGACCAGUGUGGUUUUUAUUUGCCAGGGUUCAUUGGUUUAACUGUCUCUUCACUGUGAGGAGUGUAAAUUUCCCUCUGUCUGUCUCUGUUUGUGUGUGUGUGUGUAAAUCAAUGUAAGCAUACAACUUUCUCUGCUACGAUAACUGUAGAGAAGGAGAGAGAGGUGCGCACGUAAAAUGAUGUAUGAAUAAUAACAUCAAUGAUAUCAUCCAUGGAUCCUUAUUUUUUUGACAAUGGUCUGUAACUAACAGGAGCCUUAUUUUUCUCUCUCUGACCUUGUAUGAUUCCCCGUUGUUUAUUUAUCUAUUUGCCUUUAGUGUUUGAUUGCGUAUUUUCUUUUCGCCUUUAUUUAUUAUUUUUGUUCUUGUAUUUUUGAUUGUUUUUCCUUUCUUAAUUUUAUCUUUCACUAUUUUUGUUUGUUUGUUUGUUUAUUCUAUUCUUUUCACUUUUCUAAGAUAUACAUAUGUAUACAUAUAAAUAAGUAAAUAAACAAUAUUCUGUGG
Trichobilharzia szidati is the source of this 2888-nucleotide messenger RNA. Lineage: Eukaryota; Metazoa; Platyhelminthes; Trematoda; Strigeidida; Schistosomatidae. The record is from the annotation of a GenBank genome assembly.